GUGUAAGGUUUGUUGUAGUAGAUUCACACCAACUACAUCUUAUCAUCCUUCACAAAAAAGGGAAUCACUUUCAAAAAAAAGAAUGAUCUGGAAGAACGGUCAAACUCCUGUUCCAUCAUCAGUCGACUGAUCAAAACCCACAAUUUCACCAUGACCAUUCUCUCCUACCUCAACAGAGCCUUCAAUGGCUUCUCUUCUUCCUCUAAGAUUCUUGUUGUUUUCUCCCUCAGUGGUGGAGGGCUUCUUGCUUAUUCGGAAUCACAAUCUAACAGUCCGUCAAACAACGUAGAACAUGAGCGACUAUCAAAUAAGAAAAAGGUUGUUGUUCUUGGAACAGGAUGGGCUAGUACGAGUUUCCUCAAGGAUUUGGAUAUUUCUAGAUAUGAUGUUCAAGUGGUUUCUCCUAGAAAUUAUUUUGCUUUCACGCCGUUGUUACCUAGUGUUACUUGUGGUACGGUUGAGGCACGGAGCAUUGUGGAGCCCAUUCGUAACAUCAUUAAAAAGAAAGAUGGAGAAAUUCAGUUUUGGGAAGCGGAAUGCACCAAGAUCGAUGCGGCAAACAAGAAAGUUUUUUGUCGUUCUGUUAUCGAAUCAAGCCUUGUGGGAAAGAAAGAGUUUGCUCUAGACUAUGACUAUUUGGUUGUUGCAACCGGUGCAGAAGUAAAUACCUUUAAUACCCCUGGUGUCAUGGAGUAUUGCCAUUUUCUCAAGGAAGUUGAAGAUGCUCAAAAGAUUCGUAGGAGCGUAUUGGACUGUUUCGAAAAGGCUAUCUUGCCGGACUUAACUGAUGAAGAACGCAGAAUAAGCCUACACUUUGUCAUAGUCGGAGGGGGGCCCACCGGAGUAGAAUUUGCAGCAGAGCUACAUGAUUUUGUCCAUGAAGAUAUAGUCAAACUAUACCCCAUGGUCAAAGAUCUCGUAAAAAUCACACUCAUCCAAUCCGGUGAUCAUAUAUUAAACACGUAUGACAGUAGAAUCAGUUCGUUUGCCGAACAAAAAUUUGCUAGGGAUGGUAUUCAUGUAAAUACAGGAUGUCGGGUUUUAGGUGUGUCAAAUAAAGAAGUCAACGUUAAAGUCAAAUCUACCGGUGAAAAUGUUUCUAUGCCUCAUGGCAUGGUUGUUUGGUCAACUGGUGUUUCAACCCGGCCUGUUGUCAAGGACUUCAUGGACCAAAUUGGCCAGGGAAAAAGGAAGGUUUUAGCUACCGAUGAAUGGUUGCGAGUAAAGGGAUGUGAAAAUGUUUAUGCUGUCGGCGAUUGUGCCACCAUUGAUCAGCGAAAAAUCAUGGAAGAUAUUGGUGCUAUAUUCAAUGCUGCUGACAAGGAUAAAUCGGGCACCCUAACUGUCGAAGAAUUUCAAGAAAUUAUUGAUGACAUACUCAUUCGCUAUCCGCAAGUUGGGCUUCAUUUACAGAGCAAACAUCUUUUGAGCGUGACCGACCUUUUAAAUGAUCCUGAAGGAAAUGCUAGGAAGGAGAUCGACAUUGAAGGGUUUAAAUCGGCUCUUUCUCAGGUUGAUUCUCAGAUGAAAAGUCUCCCUGCAACAGCACAGGUUGCUGCCCAACAAGGGACGUAUCUAUCAAGCUGCUUUAACAAGAGGGAGUUGGCUAAUUUUAUACCGGAAGGCCCACGCCGAUUCAAGGGUACCGGGCGUCAUGAUUUCCUUCCAUUCAGGUAUAAGCAUUUGGGGUCAUUUGCACCUUUAGGUGGAGAGCAGGCAGCGGCAGAACUGCCAGGAGAUUGGGUUUCUGUGGGCCGUAGCACACAAUGGCUAUGGUAUUCUAUCUAUGCAAGCAAGCAAGUGAGCUGGAGAACAAGGGUGCUAGUUGUAUCUGAUUGGACGAGGAGAUUCAUUUUUGGUAGAGAUUCGAGUCGAAUAUGAAUCACGUGGUCUUCCCAAUGGUUGCAAAUCAUGUUGGGUCGGUUGUUGGAGCCAAAAUGGAAGCUGGGUUGUUGAAAUAUUGUUAUGUUCCAAGAACUAUGAUCUUUACUUGUAUCGCGCUUAGUGACAUUUAUGUUUGCAUUCUGCUAGUUGUAAUGUUACUGUGAAUUUGCUAUUAUUCACUUCUUUUGGUUACAUUUUAUAACAUGUUUAAACAGAAUAUAACGCAACAUUUUUAAAA
Molecule: messenger RNA, 2122 nt
Organism: Helianthus annuus (common sunflower)
Lineage: Eukaryota; Viridiplantae; Streptophyta; Magnoliopsida; Asterales; Asteraceae
Product: external alternative NAD(P)H-ubiquinone oxidoreductase B1, mitochondrial
Exons: 10
Coding region: 151-1881 (576 amino acids)
Molecular function (GO): calcium ion binding; NADH dehydrogenase activity
Source: RefSeq, a predicted model, not a curated record